This is a messenger RNA of Aspergillus candidus, 1930 nucleotides long. Its product is annotated as putative longevity-assurance protein (LAC1). The record is from RefSeq and is a predicted model, not a curated record. Bases 283 to 1605 code for a protein of 440 amino acids. Gene Ontology annotation, molecular function: sphingosine N-acyltransferase activity. Gene Ontology annotation, biological process: ceramide biosynthetic process. Gene Ontology annotation, cellular component: membrane. NCBI's taxonomy places the organism in Eukaryota, Fungi, Ascomycota, Eurotiomycetes, Eurotiales, Aspergillaceae. The transcript has 4 exons.
CUUCUUCCUCCUUCAAUUCUCUCCCCAAUUAUUCUCUCCUCAAUCUCAAUCUCUCUCCUUACUCCCUUCUUAUCUACUCCAUACUCUCCUCCCCUCUGACCACCACCCCCCGUAUCCACCGGAUCCACCGUCCUUAAACUCAACCCCCUCGGUGUUUUUUUCUUCCUUCUCUAUCCACCUCCCCUCCUGCGCAACAAUCUCGCUGUCCCUCUUCUGGUCGGUGCUCUAGGAUCCCAGUGUCCUCCUGCACACUAUCAAUUCCAUCAUCUCCCUCCUCUCAUCAUGGCCAUCGAGACUGCGUCCCAACCGCCAUCGGUGUCCGAUCUCAAUGCCUGCGUUUCUCCCGGCCACCGACCUCCGGUAAAAGCUCAAGAGACGACCUUUCGACAAUGGGUCGUCGCCAACCAAAUCGGGAUUUCCUUGACGAUCCUCUCCAUGCUUCUGGCCGUGCACCAGCUGUACCCGUCUCUGCGGCCCUACACCACGCCCUUCUUCCAGCUGUCAUACUACCGGCCUGAUCAAGGGGAUUACAUCCAGGGCUGGGAUGAUAUUUACUUCGUCGCUAGCUCCGCCAUCGCUUUCACGGCCAUCCGCGCCAUCACCAUCGAUUGGAUCCUGCAACCGCUCGCCCGUCAUGCCGGAUUGAAACCCAAGGCUGCCCUUCGACUUGCCGAGCAGGGAUGGCAGUGCGUCUACUAUGGUUUCUUCUGGUGCUUUGGAAUGUACAUUUGGAUGAAUGCCCCCUUCUGGAAAGGGUUUGGCUCCAUCUGGGCGGACUGGCCCGCGCGAGGCGUGUCCGGCAACUUGAAGUGGUAUCUCUUGGUGCAGCUCGCGUUUUGGCUGCAGCAGAUCUUCGUCAUCAAUGUUGAAGAGCGCCGCAAGGAUCACUAUCAGAUGUUCACCCACCACAUCAUCACCAGCACGCUGCUCGCCUCGGCCUACAUCUACAGCUUCUACAACGUGUCCGUGGUGGUGCUGUGCCUGAUGGACAUUGUGGACCUCAUGCUGCCGACCGCCAAAAUCCUCAAGUACCUCAAGUUUGAGAGAACCUGCAACAUCGCGUUCGGCGUCUUCAUGGUCACCUGGUUGAUCUCGCGCCACAUCUUCUACCCCAUGCUCUGCUGGUCCAUCUUCAAGGAGGUGCCCGCCCAGAUGGCCUACGGCUGCUACUCGGGCAAGACCGCCGAAAUGAUCUCCGACAACGGAUACCCCGACCAGUUCACCUACCUCUUCUACCCGUUCCUGAACCUCGACGGACCCAUCUGCAUGAACCGCACCAUCAAGUGGAUCUUCCUGGGCUUCCUUCUGGCGCUCCAGCUGCUGUCCAUCAUCUGGUUCACCAUGGUCGUCCGCGUCGCCGUCGGCGUCCUCCGCACCGGCAACGCCGAGGACACGCGCAGCGAUGACGAAGAGGACGCCGAGGACGUCCGCGACAAGGAGGGCCCCACCCCCGCAACCGCCGAUACCACCAACGCCGACUGGCGCCGCGCCAACGCAUCCUCCACCGCACGACCCCGGGGCCGCGGCCGUGGCCGAGUCCGCCUGGGCGAGCAGAGUGACCGCAAGGCCUUGCUGGGCCGGAUCGGCUGCGACAAACCCACUUAGACCAAGAUAGCCUGGAGCUUGUUCUUUCUCUCUUUUUUUUUUUCCCUUUCUGUUCUUUUUCUUUUUCAUCUUCAUUUCCAAUCCUUCACGUCUUGUCGUUUAACGCUAUCACGGAUACGAGCAUGGACCUUUGAUGUGCGCAUGUGCUGACCGACCUCUCUCCAACCGACGCAACCACGACUUUACCUCCCUUACUUACCUACUACUUACUUUAUCAAUUAUGUUCCCAAUACCACAUCUGUCAGUCAUAGCGUCUGUCAGCCGCCAGUUACCCACCCACAUAACCACCAACUUGCUUUCCCGAAAUUAAAUCCGUUAUUCAUCU